Myzus persicae (green peach aphid) is the source of this 897-nucleotide messenger RNA. RefSeq names its product dynein light chain 1, axonemal (gene ODA-Dnal1). Bases 91 to 648 code for a protein of 185 amino acids. The transcript has 5 exons. The record is from RefSeq and is a predicted model, not a curated record. Gene Ontology annotation, molecular function: protein kinase binding. Gene Ontology annotation, cellular component: cytoplasm. NCBI's taxonomy places the organism in Eukaryota, Metazoa, Arthropoda, Insecta, Hemiptera, Aphididae.
UGCAUAACCAUAGCAACAUAAAAUAUCUUAUUGCAUGUUUUAUCUAUUCUCACAUAUGAUUAAAAAUCAAAGAUUAUUUUUUGAAUAAAAAUGGGAGAUUUAAAAGCAACUACAAUAAAAGAUGCAAUAAAAAGUUGGGAAGAUGAAAAUAAGGAAUCUGCGAGUGAAGCUACAAAUAUUUGUUUACAAUUUCAGUGGCCACCGAUUGAAAAAAUGGAUAAUAAUUUAUCGGUAUUAACUAAAUGCGAGAAAUUAUCAUUAAGUACAAAUAUGAUUGAAAAAAUAAAUGGUCUUGCUGCUCUAAGGCACUUAAAAAUUUUAUCAUUGGGACGAAACUAUAUUAAGGCUUUUACUGGACUUGAACCAUUGGCCGAUACUUUAGAAGAAUUAUGGAUAUCUUAUAACUUCAUUGAAAAAAUGAAAGGGGUUCUAGGCAUGCGUAAGCUAAAAGUCUUACACAUGUCCAAUAAUAAUGUUAAAGAAUGGGCAGAAGUAAAUAAGCUUGCAGAAAUGGAAAGUCUAAAAGACUUUUUAUUUGUUGGAAAUCCACUUUACGACUGUUUGGAUGAAUCUGUAUGGCGUAGCGAUUGUAUUAGAAAGCUUCCUAAACUAGUAAUAUUGGACGGAGUACCAAUCAUAAGGGAUUAAAAACAUCUCAGUUGAAAACAAGUUCAUGUUCACUUAAUUUUUGAACAAAUCGUCUGGGUGGAUCAUAGUUCGUCUGGAUGGAUCAUAGUUCGUCUGGAUGGAUCAUAGUACUUAUAUUAUUUUAAAUAUUCACACAUUAUUCACAUUAUUUAACGAACAAGACUAAAAGAACCCAAAUCGUAAUAUAUAUUGUUUAUUAAGUAUAAACAUAACCUACACAAUGCCUAUUACAAAUUCAUUUUUUUUUUU